This is a messenger RNA of Pisolithus orientalis, 1937 nucleotides long. RefSeq lists its product as uncharacterized. NCBI's taxonomy places the organism in Eukaryota, Fungi, Basidiomycota, Agaricomycetes, Boletales, Pisolithaceae. Gene Ontology annotation, cellular component: membrane. Gene Ontology annotation, molecular function: molybdate ion transmembrane transporter activity. The transcript has 5 exons. Gene Ontology annotation, biological process: molybdate ion transport. The coding region runs from base 1 to 1446 and encodes 481 amino acids. The record is from RefSeq and is a predicted model, not a curated record.
AUGCUAGGCUUCUAUGAGCUCCAGCUGAUAAUACUCAUAUCCGCCUGCCUCCUCUUUCUUCUCGUCGAGCGCCAUGUAUCCACACGAAAACGAACGGCUGCUUUCAAGGGCCACGACCCAGACAACCUCGAAAAUGGAGGGACCACUACACCCGUCAACGCUCUUGCGACCCUCACCAGGCGCUAUUUGGUGGUCUACGCAAUCGUGAUGGGCGCCGACUGGCUGCAAGGGCCUUACGUGUAUUCGCUCUAUCAUGAGCAAUAUGAGCUGCCGGAGCGAAUGGUCGCGGUUUUGUUCGUUACAGGCUUUAUGAGUGCUGGUCUCACCGCUCCCCUAGUCGGCGUAUGGGCAGAUCAACAUGGACGCAAGAAACUCUGCCUAGUGUUCUGCUUCACAUAUAUCUUCUCGUGCUUCUGCGUAACAAUACCGUACCUCCCUGUCUUGUUACUCGGACGCGUUACUGGAGGCAUCUCCACUUCGAUACUGUUCUCAGUAUUUGAAUCGUGGUUGGUUUCUGCUGCAAGUUCCUUAACGAUCCCUUCCUCCGACCUCUCGAUCAUCUUUGGACGCGCGACUCUCGUAAAUGGAUUUGUGGCUACUGCUGCAGGUGUUGUCAGCAAUCAACUCGUCUCGCUAACCAAUUCCUUUGUCUCGCCUUUCGUGGCAAGUGCAACAUUGCUCGUUCUGGCUUAUAUCGUCAUCAAGGCUAGCUGGACAGAAAACUUUGGAGGAGGAGGGGGUACGACAACCGUGGCUAGCAGCGACCCUUUGCAACUCAAGCGCCUCGGCCAGGCCUGGCGGAUCGCUUCGCGCUGGCGAGUUUUCUCCCUUAAUCCCAUGCUGCUGGCGAUAGGACUCACACAAACCUGUUUCGAGGGCUCCAUGUACCUCUUCGUAUUCCUCUGGGUACCUUUCUUGCAGGAGGCGUCUCCUACAUUCCCAGCCAUACCUCUUCCCCUGGGAUACAUAUUUUCCUCGUUCAUGAUCUCUAUGAUGCUCGGGUCCCUUCUCUAUACCGUCGUCUGCGCAUGGGCUCCGGGCUCGCCGAACGACUCAUCGUUGACUAUCCACGCAAAACUAAGUAGUAUCGUCUGUGCAGUGAGUGGACUCGCCCUCGCUAUAAGCGUGCACUCCCCAGAAGAGUCUACGCGAUUCUGGGCGUUCUGUGCUUUUGAGGCGUGUGUGGGUGCGUAUUACCCUGUGCAGGGUAUGCUUCGCGGAACCCUCAUCGCCAACGAGCACCGUGCAACGCUCUCCGCUCUAUUCCGCGUGCCUCUGAAUGUAUUUGUCGUGGUAUCGCUCCUGACCGGUGUAUCCUCCGCUCGACAUGCAGUCCUUUCCGCGAGCUCGCUGAUGCUUUCUUCUUCGGCGCUCAUGACUGCAUUUUUCCUUGUUGGGCGAACGGAGGAUGUGGUACUAUCAGAGCAAAAUCUUCGACCUGCAUAGGGUUAAUAUCCUAUCGCCAUUUUAUCCUUGUUGCGGCCUACUCAAGGGACGCGGCGUACGACAGUCAGCGUCCCUUCUCGGCCAGUACUAUCAGUCCAACUUCCGCCUACAUACCGCUACUACACGUUUGACUCUGCCCGAAGUGAACUCCACUACGAAUAUGCAGUGCGAGUUUACUUGGUCACAGAGGACAUUUUUAAUAGACACUAGGAAAAAUAGAGAUGGGCUUGGAUAUAUGGCUCGUUCUUAACUGUUUAUGCUUGUAGAUCCUUAGAGAUACCCUGAAGAGUAUAAGAUAGGAUGGUAUUGUACAUACGUACUGAGGAACGUAUCUAGCAUCAACCGCACUUUGGCAACCCGAUCUCUGGCCCCGUGGGGUUGACGAUCCCUUUGAAGAAGGAACGGCCCAUCUUCUCCCUCGACUAUAAUUUAUUCUCUGGUUUACAGUAAGCAAAUCACCAGUGUGGCGGUGUUUAGCUGAUAUUCAAUCU